Molecule: messenger RNA, 1704 nt
Organism: Penicillium cosmopolitanum
Lineage: Eukaryota; Fungi; Ascomycota; Eurotiomycetes; Eurotiales; Aspergillaceae
Product: putative MFS drug efflux transporter
Exons: 1
Coding region: 1-1704 (567 amino acids)
Biological process (GO): transmembrane transport
Molecular function (GO): transmembrane transporter activity
Source: RefSeq, a predicted model, not a curated record
AUGGAACCGUCAACAAAUUCCGAGAAACUCCCAAAUGAUUCCAAGCUCGACAUCGACGCCGACCAGAGCGACGAAAGCACCAAUGUGGCACCAGUCAAUGGCGAUGCCGAAAAACAAGCCCAGACUGACCUGAAGCCAGAAGAGUCACAUCAGCAGGAAAGGCGCGAGAUUGGAGGCUGGAAAUGGGCUGUCGUUGUGCUGGCCAUCUACAGCUCGCAAUUCCUGUUCGCCCUCGACCAGACCAUAGUCGCCAACGUCCAACCCGCCAUUGUCGGGCAGUUCAAAUCCGUGGACAGGCUGUCAUGGCUCAGUGUUGCCUUUCUCAUCGGCGCCGCGGGGACAAACUUGGUCUGGGGCAAAGUCUACUCUCAGUUCAAUAUCAAAUGGACCUACAUCACAACCAUCUUGGUAUUUGAAGUUGGGUCAGCUAUUUGCGGUGCUGCUCCAAACAUGGACUCCUUGAUCGUGGGUCGAGCCAUUUGUGGUGUCUCUGGAGCUGGUAUGUAUGUUGGCCUCAUGACACAACUGGCCGUUACAACCACCAUGCAGGAGCGUCCUGUGUACGUCGGCGGAGCGGGCUUGGUCUGGGGUAUUGGAACAGUCCUGGGUCCUAUAAUCGGUGGCGCAUUCACAGAUUCGUCUGCAACCUGGCGCUGGUCUUUUUAUAUCAAUCUCUGUGUUGGCGCAGUCUGCGCCCCCGUAUACCUAUUCAUGUUGCCCAGCAAGGACCCGCGCCACGGAACCAGCCUUGCCAACCGUGCUCGUGAGCUUGACUACUUGGGAACCAUCCUUCUUCUUGGUGCGUUCUGUUCAGGCGUCAUGGCCGUAUCAUUCGGUGGUGUCAUGUACCCGUGGAACUCGGGCAAGAUAAUUGGCCUCUUUUGCUGCUCUGGAGUGUUGUUCGUCCUGUUUGGCCUGCAGCAAGCCUAUGCAAUCUUUACUACCCCCGCUCGUCGCAUUUUCCCCGUCGAAUUUCUCAAGAGCCGCACCGUCUUAAUUUUGUUCGCCAUGACUGCAGCUGGUGGGACUAGCCUCUUUCUCCCCAUCUAUAUGACCCCUCUCUACUUCCAGUUCAGUCGUGGAGAUGGAGCGCUUGAGUCUGGUGUUCGACUUUUACCGUUUAUCAUGUUAAUGAUCUUCGCCACCAUUUCGAACGGCGCAUUCCUGUCCAAAGUGGGGUUUUACAUGCCUUGGUACCUCGUCGGAGGUAUUCUAGUUGUUAUUGGUGGUGCACUCAUGUUUACGGUCGGCACAGCGACAUCCAUCUCUAAUAUCUAUGGAUAUACCGUCCUCAUCGGCAUUGGGGCUGGUCUAUUCUGCCAGGCAUCGUUCUCAGUUGCCCAGGCAGUUGUCGAGCCUAAAAUGGUUGCCGCAUCUAUUGGUUUCAUUUCAACUGGUCAAAUUACUGGCAUCACUUUAGCCCUCGCCAUUGCCAAUGCGGUAUUCCUCAACAAAAGUGAGGAUGGAAUCAAGGCCAUAUUACCCAAUACGCCAACCGCGGAGAUCCAGCAAACUAUCACCGGAGCCGGGUCUACGCUUUUCGACAACCUGUCGGCAGUUGACCGGCAGCGGGUGUUGGAUGUGAUCGUCUCCGCACUAAGCACCACAUACGCCUUGGUCAUUACAGCUGGAGCACUGGUCACCGUAUUGAGUCUUCUGCUGAAGAGAGAAAGGCUGUUUGUGCCUCCUGCGGCAGCAUCCUGA